This is a messenger RNA of Drosophila persimilis, 750 nucleotides long. RefSeq names its product tRNA-splicing endonuclease subunit Sen2 (gene Tsen2). The transcript has 2 exons. Gene Ontology annotation, molecular function: nucleic acid binding; tRNA-intron lyase activity. Gene Ontology annotation, biological process: tRNA-type intron splice site recognition and cleavage; tRNA splicing, via endonucleolytic cleavage and ligation. Lineage: Eukaryota; Metazoa; Arthropoda; Insecta; Diptera; Drosophilidae. The coding region runs from base 1 to 735 and encodes 244 amino acids. The record is from RefSeq and is a predicted model, not a curated record. Gene Ontology annotation, cellular component: tRNA-intron endonuclease complex.
AUGCAGUUCACAUUUCAAUGCAAAAAAAAGCGUUGCAAUUUUAGAAAUUCCAAUGCAACGCCGUUUCCCAUUUGUGAGCAGGGCGAGCGCUAUCACGGCGUCCUUACAGGACUCUCUGUGGAGAUAUCAGAUUCUACCCAGUCACAGUCGCUCCAUGACAAUGGCUGCUAUGGAAAAGGCAGCAAAUCUCGAGGUGGACCGGCAUCGGGUGAUGAAGAUGAAACGCUGCUUCUUGGACUGGAAGAGUCUUGUUUUCUGGCCUACUACUUGAAAGUACUCGAAAUAAAGAACCAGUCGGGCACAAGUGUGGACUGGGAAGGAUUCCUGAAAGUGGCGCAGGAUCUAAACGAUAGAUUUCUUGAGAAUUUGGCAUGCUAUUUGUAUUUGAAAUCAAAAAAUUGGGUGAUCAAGAGUGGAAUCAAAUUUGGCGGAGACUUUCUUAUCUACAAGCAAAGCCCGCGGAAUUUCCAUGCCAGCUUCUUGGUCAUUGUACAGACUCACUCUGAUCUGGAUUACUACCAGCCAAAGAACCUCAAAGGAGUCCAACGAGUGGCGGAAACGUCCGACAAGGAUGUACUCCUGCUGACUGUGGACUGUCGGACUGUGCUGACAGUUGGUCAACCCAAGGAAGAUUCCUCCCAUAUAGCCACGCCCGAAGCGCUUAAAGAAAUAUCAGUCACGGAAACAAUUGUACGUCGCUUCAAUUAUUCGUCUUUCGUGCAAAGUAAACAAUAACAACCAAAAUACUUA